Molecule: messenger RNA, 2098 nt
Organism: Magnolia sinica
Lineage: Eukaryota; Viridiplantae; Streptophyta; Magnoliopsida; Magnoliales; Magnoliaceae
Product: pentatricopeptide repeat-containing protein At3g59040
Exons: 7
Coding region: 324-2030 (568 amino acids)
Molecular function (GO): protein binding
Source: RefSeq, a predicted model, not a curated record
CAUUCUGUCACAUUUGCCUUUAAGAGCCUCUUUGGAUUGAAGGUAAUAUAGGGGAAUGCAAGGGAAAGCAAAAAACUGACAUAAGCUGGAAGUAAACUGACAUCAGCGCUAGGAAAGCAAACCCUUCGCACCCCAGUUGUUUUGCUAAAGAAAAGUCCUGGAAAAUGCUUUUCCUUUUUAUAUGUAACUGUUUGAAUUGCAAACUUACAAAGGGAAACCUUUUUCCCUCCAAAUUUGUAGUUUAAAACAUAACAUCAGAGGCAAACACUUUUCCCCCCAUUUGACCUUUUGAAAAAAAAUCCCUUGUUGAUAGAAGAAAGGAAAUGGAAGCACUUUGCUGCAACAUCCACUGCUUCCCAAACAGUAAACCAAAGGUACUUGGAAAUCCUUGUGCUCCCAAAAUUAUGUUCAAGGUAAGAUUAGAGGUUGUUUCUCAAGGUAUGUUGGCUCCGAGGAAGUUCAUGCAGAGGAGAAAGAAAGUGGAAGUUUUUAAGGAUGCUGCUGAUGAAGCCGAUCAGAAGAAUUGGAGGAGGUUGAUGAAGGAAAUUGAUGAAUCAGGUUCUGCAGUUUCAAUACUCAGAACCCAAAGGGCCAAAUGCCAGGCUCUUCCUAGAGACCUCGUUUUGGGUACCCUUGUGAGAUUCAAGCAGCUGAAGAAAUGGAACCUUGUUGGUGAGAUCCUCGAAUGGCUCCGUAGUCAGCACUGGUGGGACUUCAAAGAGAUGGACUUUCUUAUGCUAAUUACAGCAUACGGAAAGCAAGGAGACUUCAACAAGGCAGAGAGAGUUUUAAGAUAUAUGAACAAGAAUGGUUAUCGACCAAGCGUGAUAUCCCACACAGCCCUGAUGGAAGCAUAUGGGAAAGCAGGCCAGUACAAUGAGGCUGAAGCGAUUUUCCGAAGGAUGCAGUCUUCUGGCCCUGAACCCUCUCCCUUAACAUACCAAAUAAUCCUUAAAACUUUUGUUGAGGGAAACAAAUUUGAAGAAGCUGAAGCGAUUUUUGAGAGCCUUUUGACUGAUGAGAGAUCGCCCUUCAAGCCAGAUCAGAAGAUGUUCCAUAUGAUGAUUUACAUGUAUAGGAAAGCUGGAAGCUAUGAUCAAGCUCGUAAGCUAUUCACAAAGAUGGCUGAUAGGGGAAUCCCACAAUCCACAGUUACUUUCAACAGCCUGAUGUCAUUCGAGACCAAUUACAAGGAGGUCUCAAGUAUCUAUGAUCAGAUGCAAAGAGCUGGUCUUCGACCUGAUGUCGUGAGCUAUGCCCUCCUUAUCAAUGCUUAUGGCAAGGCUAGAAGAGAAGAAGAAGCACUGGCUGUUUUUGAGGAGAUGCUGGAUGCUGGUGUCAGGCCCACGCGCAAGGCUUAUAACAUCUUACUCGAUGCAUUUGCCGUAUCAGGAAUGGUGGAGGAAGCCCGGACCGUCUUCAAAAGCAUGAGAAGGGACAGGUGCAAUCCUGACCUUUGCUCGUACACCACAAUGUUAUCCACUUACGUCAAUGCAAGCGACAUGGAAGGAGCUGAAAAGUUCUUUAAACGGCUGAAACAAGACGGUUUCAAACCCAACAUUGUGACCUACGGCACGCUGAUGAAAGGUUAUGCAAAGGCAAACAAUCUUGAAAAGAUGAUGGAGAUAUAUGAAGAGAUGCGGAUGGAGGGCAUUGAAGCCAACCAGACCAUCUUCACAACUAUCAUGGAUGCACAUGGAAAGAACAAUGAUUUCGGAAGUGCUGCUAUUUGGUUCAAAGAGAUGGGAUCAAGUGGAUUUCCCCCCGACCAAAAAGCAAAGAACAUCCUCCUAUCUUUGGCCCAGACUGCGGAUGAACAAAAGGAAGCGAAAGAGCUUGUGGGCAAUGCUGUUACUGAUCUUACCGAAGAAAAUGUUAGUCAGUCUUCUGAACUUGAUGACGAUGAUGAUGAUGAUGGCGAAGAAAAUUUCAUAUCAUUUCAAGAAAUGCAAGAUGAGUCAAUGCUUGUAAAUGGUUCAUACCCACUAACUCCAGAUGAUUCAGAAACGACAGAUUCCGAUGAUGUAUGAGUCAAGUUUUGUACUUGUAAAAAACACGUUCUUGCAUCACUCUGCUAAUAGAAGUUCAUUUUUCUUGA